Periophthalmus magnuspinnatus is the source of this 1189-nucleotide messenger RNA. Its product is annotated as zinc finger C2HC domain-containing protein 1C-like. Lineage: Eukaryota; Metazoa; Chordata; Actinopteri; Gobiiformes; Gobiidae. The transcript has 3 exons. Bases 138 to 1106 code for a protein of 322 amino acids. The record is from RefSeq and is a predicted model, not a curated record.
CAAAAAGCUCCUGCGUCUAUGCUGUUGACUAGAAGCUCCUCGACACAUUGCUGUAAUGAGGGAAGAGCGACACCAGAGCGAAGUUUCCCUUGUACCUCUUUGGGGGAUUGUUUAACUUUAAAGGAAAACCUGACACCAUGAACUCACGAGCCAAAUUUCCUCAAGAAAGCAGUGGUACAAUAAAAAGCCAUUUUACACCCAAACACAGCGAACUGAAUGUCAAAGGAAGGGAUAUGGAAGAGAAACCAUUUCCAACCAAGCCUGUUUGUCCCAAAAAAAAAUCUACCCCACAUGGCCCUAAUUUAGAAAAGAAAUCUGAAGAUGCUCCCAACAGUACAUCACUAGGCAAAGACACACUACUUGAAGAACUACAGAUGCCCAAAGUAAUUCAAGAAAAACAGCUGAUGGUACAGAAGAAAUUGUGGAAACUUGAAGAUGCAUUCCGAGCGAAGAUUCAGCUUGAUCAUGUUGGUGUUAAUGUUUAUAGAGGCAACCAGACUGUGGAGAAGAAACAUUACAAGAGACGACAAGAAAAUGUAAACACUGAUACUAAAACUAAGCAGAGGACAGAAGUGAGAAGUAAUGAAAUGCUGACUGAAAGACACAAUCCCAAACAAUACAAGCUCAGGCAAGACACAAUAACAAAGAAAACUGAACGGUCGGACGAGAUGUCUGCAGGGGAAACAUUGACGAUGAGGAAGGAAGAAAGCAGUGCAACAUAUGCGAAGAGUGAACAACCACAUAGUCAACAGAAAUCUAGCUGUAGGUUAGCUAUAGGAGACAGAGAUAUGGCAGGAAAAACAUUGCAUGAGGAACUUAUUCUGCCACAGGAUUCUUCUAGUCCACCCCAGGAGCUUGAACUUGAGAGCACAGAUAAAAAUAUCCAACUUUUUCCAUGCAGCAUCUGCAAACGAAAUUUCAUGCAAGAUAGACUGGAGAAGCAUAUGCAGAUCUGUGAAAAGGUGAAAAAGGCCAAGCACCCGGUCUUCGACUCAUUACUGCAUAGGACCAAGGGAUCAGCUAUGGAGGAGUUCUUGAAAACACACACCAGGAGCAGAACCCCUGAGGUGCUACGAAAAAAGAAGCAGCAAAAGAAGCAGAAGUAAAACUUAGAAGUGAAGCAGUCAACUUUUCUGCAAAUCUGCUGUAAUAUAAAUCAAUAUGUCUUUAGUAAUAGGCUGAAAGCAAG